AUGUUGGGUGAUCUUUUGGACAGGCUAUUGACCAAUAGCUCGGUCACCCUUCUUGUCACGGUGGCAGCGGCGGCAAUUGCCCUAUAUCUAUCCCCGUCGAAGUCAAAUAUGCCACUGGUGAACGAUAAGAAGCCAUGGGAAUUCCGAUGGACAACGCCCGCCAGCGCUUCCUGGCCGACGCGCAUAAUCUCAUCAAAACAGGGCUCGCAAAAGUACGCACCAGCCUUUCGCAUUGUGACGGAGAAUGGGAAGAGGAUUAUUCUGAAUGCGAAGUAUGCCAACGAGAUCCGAAGCCACGACGCUCUUAGCUUCGGCCUCCACACGGCGAAUGACUUCCACGCUCAUAUAACGGGGUUCGAGCCGUUCAAACAAGGCACUAACGACGAUAAAGUCUUUCAAGAUGCCGUGCGGAUGAAAUUGACGCAGAGCCUUGGAAGUCUCACUCAACCUCUUGUCGACGAAACAGUGAUAGCGCUUCAGACAAAUUGGACGGAUGAUACUACUUGGCAUGCCCUCCCUCUGAAAUCCAGCAUGCUGAAAAUCGUCGCACAAUUGUCAUCAAGGAUCUUUUUAGGCGACCAGAUAUGUCGCGACCCGAACUGGCUCCGCAUAACUGUUGACUAUACCAUCGACUCUUUCAAGGCGGCUGAGGAGCUACGUCUAUGGCCGAAGGCUAUUCGAGCUAUCGUUGCCUGGUUUCUCCCGUCGUGUCGCAAGAUCCGGGCCGAAUUACAGGAAGCGCAAGACAUUAUCCGGCCGGUGCUAGACACCAGACGUCAAGAAAAACAGGAUGCAAUCUCAGCUGGAAAGAAACCGGAACGGUACAACGAUGCGAUGGAAUGGUUGGAGGAAUGUGCAAAGGGUCGCUCUUAUGAGCCUGCUUUCGGACAGUUGAUAUUUUCCGUUGCUGCUAUUCAUACCACAUCUGAUAUGCUGACACAAGUGCUCUAUGACCUCUGCGGUCGCGAUGAGCUGAUCCAAGCUCUGCGCGAAGAAGUGAUUACGGUAGUGCAAGAAGAAGGGUGGAAGAAGCCAACGUUAUACAAGCUGAAACUUAUGGAUAGCGUUCUGAAAGAGAGUCAGCGUCUUAAGCCGACCGGCGUGGUCUCUAUGCGGCGGGUUGCCGUAACCGACCUCAAGUUGUCCGAUGGCACUUAUAUCCCUAAGGGCUCGUUUCUAGCCGUAUCCAGUGAGAGCAUGUGGGACCCUGAGAUAUAUCCUAAUCCCCUUGAAUUCGAUGGUUACCGAUUCCUCAAGCUGCGCGAAGUUCCUGGGCAUGAGACGUCUGCGCAAACCGUGGCUCCGUCACCGGAGCAUAUGGGGUUCGGGUUUGGGCGUCAUGCUUGUCCGGGUCGGUUCUUCGCCGUCAAUGAGGUCAAAAUUGCCUUGUGCCAUAUCUUGUUGAAAUACGAAUUUAAGUUGGCUGAUGGGCCAGUGCCCCAGAUAAGGCAGAAUGGUGUCUCAUUAUCCGCGGAUCCUAUGACAAAGCUCAUGAUCAGCCGGCGACAGGAGGAAAUCGCUCUAUGA
Messenger RNA from Aspergillus nomiae NRRL 13137, 1527 nucleotides. RefSeq names its product cytochrome P450. The transcript has 5 exons. The record is from RefSeq and is a predicted model, not a curated record. Lineage: Eukaryota; Fungi; Ascomycota; Eurotiomycetes; Eurotiales; Aspergillaceae. Gene Ontology annotation, molecular function: monooxygenase activity; oxidoreductase activity, acting on paired donors, with incorporation or reduction of molecular oxygen; iron ion binding. Bases 1 to 1527 code for a protein of 508 amino acids.